AUGAAAGUCGCUGAACCAAAGUCGGAUCGCAAGUGCGAUGUCCACCUCCAUGUACACGGCAAGGUGGAAGCGCUCAAGGAGUAUGGCGAAUACAUCGACCCCAUAGACAACGCGAUCUGCUGCUUCGUUCCUGUCGAGGACGGCCAAAAGAUCAAGAUACUAGGCAGCUUCUCGGGCACGACUUUGAAUAUCUUCCAAGACGCUAUAGUGGAUGGAGUACAUCGCAAAGCAGUUUCCUACAACCCAAAAGCCGUACGCGACAACAAGCCGCCCAAGAAGUUCAUGAUCGAGUCCUUCUUGUACAAGACAGACAAGGGUAUCAUUGAUACAGACAUGAAUGUCUGUUCACUCUCGGAUGUGGUUAUGACUCAAGGCGACGGCCCCGAAACCAUCGGCACCAUUGAACUACGCGUAUACGCCACCCGCCAAUUCAAUGUCACUCACAAGCUCGCCGGUGUUACAAACCACAUGAACUGCGACAAGAACAUUGAGGAUGAAGUGAUCAAUACGAUUAGCUACCGGGAAAUCCCUCCUACGCUCCAGCUGACUUUCGAAGAGAACUGUGCUGCCCUUGAUUCGGUGAAGGCCAGCAGUGAGCAUCGAAAGAUGACCGCAUUGCGUCCUGGGGAUGCGCCGUGGGCUAUUUUCCGCUUCCACUAUCGGGACCAUGAAGCCAUUGCGGAGAAAGAGAUGCAGCUGACUUUCAAUCCGUACGACAAAGCUGUUGGCGAAACCCGAACUCUGGCUCUCGAACCUGUACCUUUGCUUGUGGAUGGUUCAAAGCCGCCAACCAAGGACGACGGAGAUAGUUCUACUCGUACGUCUUCGCCUAUGCCUCCGACACCGGGCAAAGGUUCGCGAAGAGAUUCAGCUUCCAAGCCUUCCACUCUUUCCAGGAGACAACGCCACAAGGCCAUAGUUCCUCCCCAGUCUCCUACCGAAGAAGAUUCUCUAGCUUCCCCUGAUCACUUUUCCAAACUCGAGACCCACGAGGAGAUUGACAAGGACCUUGAAGAUCACAUCUCCCCCGACAUUUCUGUGAAGUCACCGACCAAGGAGAUGGCAAUCCCCAUGGCUGACAAAGAUGCCGUCAAGGGAGAGACCGAUGGUGUUGUCACAACCUCUAUCAUGGACAAUGACAGCAGCAAGGUCCCUGAGACCUCGACAAACGGCAACAUCGAGAAGACUGCCAACAAGCCCAUCAAGCCUGUCGCUACGAAGAGUUUCAAGAACCCCGUCAAGAAACUUCUUACAAAGGACCAACCUACUAUCAGUGGCACUGCCAGCACCAUUCCAGCCGACAAGAAGACUACCGGUUCAGCUGACGAUGGUACUAUAGAGGCCUCCAGCCUGAUCGAUACCGAUACGGACACCAAACUCACCAACGGCAACGCGGCUAGUGAGCCUGCGCAAGUCAAAGAUGUCCUUCAAAAGGUCCCUGAGCUGCCCGUUACGCCCGUCAAGAAGCCAGUCGUCAAGCCCGCCCCUAUCGUCACGACUCCUGCAGUCGUUCAGGAGAAGUCCCUCACGCCCCCGACUCCCAUCACACCCGCAAAGCGUCCCGCUGAGCUCGCCAACGACGCUAAACCUGAGCUGAAGCGUACCAAAGUCACUGCAGCCUCCGCAGUACCGACGAUAGUACCUCAAGUUGCUUCAAGCUCCCCAAGCCCGAGGCCGAUGACUAUGGAGCGCAAGCUCGCGGAUCAACGCAAGCGUCUCGCAGAAGUGCGUCAGAAGCGUCAGCAGAUGGCUCAAAAGCAGGCAACUAUCGAGGAGCAAAUGACUCCGUACAAACAGCGCAUGACUGAGGAGCUGGAGCGUCUGGCCAGGGAGAUGCAGGAAGAGGAGAACGCUUACUUCGAGGACGAGCAGCAUUUCACCGCUAGUGUGGAGAUUCUCGAGGAGUUCAAGAGAUCGGAUGGUGGCGAGUAA
Molecule: messenger RNA, 1932 nt
Organism: Dothidotthia symphoricarpi CBS 119687
Lineage: Eukaryota; Fungi; Ascomycota; Dothideomycetes; Pleosporales; Dothidotthiaceae
Exons: 4
Coding region: 1-1932 (643 amino acids)
Source: RefSeq, a predicted model, not a curated record